Molecule: messenger RNA, 8109 nt
Organism: Symbiodinium sp. CCMP2592
Lineage: Eukaryota; Dinophyceae; Suessiales; Symbiodiniaceae
Source: the annotation of a GenBank genome assembly
AUGUCCUUUGGACCCGAUCCGAACAUUCUCAGCCAGGUGAACCUGAGCCCAAGCAUGCAGGCAGACUCGCCCCUGGACAAGCAGAUCAAGUCCACCUUGCUUACGGAUGCCUUUAACCUGUACAUGAACAAGCUACAGAAGUCGAUGCCUUCGAAGAGUAGCAGUCUUCUGGGUCAUCGGCAGGAUCCGCUUCGCCGUCCUGAGACCGAGGAGAGCGAGGGAGCUGGGGAGGACGGAGCCUCGUCACCGCCCCGGCCUCCUCGACGCUUCUUCAGCCACAAGCGCCAGGUGGCUUUGGACAUGCUCGGCGAGACACAGCUGAAGCUCUUAGGCGACACGCUGCAAGAGUCAUUGCGCUGCAACAACUUUAUCCGCCUCUACCCGACGCCCUUCACGUUGCGCCGCUACGAGGGCAUUUCUCAGCUGAGGACACAGGAAGAUGAGUUUCGUGCGCAGCUUCUUGUUGCGGUGCUGUACGCGCGGCAGCUGCCAACCUUCUGCCGGGAGCCUCAUCCCCCCGAGGAGGAGCCAGAGCUCAUCCAGGAGACGCCUGCGGACGCGGCAGAAGCUAAGAAGGUGAUUCAGCUCCCCAGCACGAGCAACAUGAAGAUUAUGGAGGAGGCACUGCAAACACUGAAGGUGCUUGGCAGCAAGAUGUCCUCACAGCUCUUGCUGAUGGAGUACUUGGUGCGUCUGCUCAACAUCAGCUCGAAGUUGAGUGACGCCGCCCGGCGGAAGUUGGAAAGCCCACAGCAGACCGCCAUCGCAGGUGUCAUCUCAGUAUUCCGGCAGCAGCUAUCCCUCUGGCUUCGUGGAUCAAAGAAGCAACCGCCUCUUCCACAAAACGUGGUGAAGAAAGGCGACGUCUUGGAGGAGGCUGAGGAUGUUUGCUUGCAGGCAUCAGCUUCGGUGGGGUUGCAGGCCGAAGUGCAACGCCAGUUGGAGGAGUACAACACGCGCCAUCAGGCCGAGAUGCAGAAGAUGGCAAUGGAAGUCCAGCAGCUGAAGAUGGAGAAAGAGCAAUGGGAGUUGAGGGCUAAGAGUUUGUUGGAUGCAGAAGUCCACCGUUCCAAUCAGGAGCGGGGUGCUAAUGAACAAGCGGGAAAUCCACGUGUAACGCAAGGACUUUUUCAGCAACCUCAUAGUGAUCCUUUUCCGCAGCUUCGGGGUGAUCCUCGCGUUCAGCAGGGGUACUUUCAACAACCUCUCGGUGAUCCUCGUCCACAGCUUCAGGGUGAUCCAGGCGUUCAGCAGGGGAACUUUCAGCAACCUCUCGGUGAUCCUCGUCCACAGCUUCAGGGUGAUCCAGGCGUUCAGCAGGGGAACUUUCAGCAACCUCUCGGUGAUCCUCGUCCACAGCUUCAGGGUGAUCCAGGCGUUCAGCAGGGGAACUUUCGGCAACCUCUCGGUGAUCCUCGUCCACAGCUUCAGGGUGAUCCAGGCGUUCAGCAGGGGAACUUUCAGCAACCUCUCGGUGAUCCUCCAGGUUCUAAGGAUGUUGGGGCACAGUCUGCGAAUGGUCAUAAUGUUCAAGAUGGGCAUGGUGGUCAGAGUGGAAUAGGUGGUCCGAGCGUCUACCCGUCCGGAGAGGAGUCGAUUCCGAAGGCCAAGAGUGGUGGGAGACCUUCAGCGGAACAAUGGUUAGGUAGUGCACCUGGUCAUGAUCCAAUGGCGUUAUUGGCUGGAGGAAUGGCGCAGUUGCAGGCGGUGAUGUUAAAGCAGUUGACCUCAGAGCAUGAUCGUGCGGGUGAACAAAGCCCGGAGGCGGUUAAGCCGGGGACUACAGCUUUACCUGCGUUACCAGGCGUUUCUCCUUCUACGUCUUCGGUGGACAUAAUGGACUGGCUGGAGGUGAUUGCAGCUCCGAUGUCGGAUCUUUCUGAUGGUUCGGCGGAGUGGUGGCUGCGGGUCAAGGCUGAAGCAGAGAAGUCUUACAGUUUGUGGACAAGCGCGAGCCCUGUCGAGAAGCUUCGGAUACAACCCCCACGGGUGGAGGCACUUGAAACGGGACGGUGGAGUCGUGUGAACUCCAGAGCGGCUUCUAUGAUCCUUCUUGCUCUCCACGAGAAUGUGCGUCAGGAGAUGGUGGCCAGCAGGAGAAAGUGCAUAUCCUUCAAAGCCUACAGCAACCUAGCCAAGAACAAGCGAUGCAGGGAUCUUGGCGUUUCUGCGCCGGAUCCGAGUCUGUUGGCCAGAGACGUCAAGCACAACAAGUACGGGAACAUCCCCGAACAACAAGCCGGAACCGAAGAUCAAGCCUAUGAAAACGGUCCCAUGCAGAUACUUCGGGAAGUCGUACAAGGGGUGUGCCAGGGGAACGCGAUGUCCGUUCUUGCAUACCUGGGAGGGGAACGAGAAGGAGAAGUCAUCUCGGUGUCACCUAUGUGGUGGCAAACAUAUGUCGAAAGAUUGCCCGACCAAGAAGCCGAGUACUCCAACUACGACACCCCCGUCUACUACUCCGGGAACUCCAAAGGCACCGCCGAACAAGGCAGCUCCUUCGACUCCCUCGCAGCCUUCUACGUCAACUUCUACAAAGUUUUGGCCGAUGUGGGAAAGAUGCUGAAGGUGAUGACGGCGUCCUCUUUGAAACGGUUUACCGUGAAGGAUGUGGAAAAGAGUUAUGGUCCAAGCAUCCGCAGCUUGACUACGCAGAACGAGGACUGUGAGGAAGGCGACUCUGGGACGACAUUGACAACAUGUUCGGCAACUGAGUGUGCGGUUGUCUCCGAGGACUGCGACGCGGAAGAGGAAAGUGAGGGCGAAGAUGGUGGACCACGUGGCCUCUUGGACAGUGGAGCAAGCCACGCCCUCAAGCAGGCCACUCAGGAAGAGUAUGAUCAAGGUGUUCCAGUGAAGGUUACGCUUGCGGGCAACGACCAGGUACAACCCAUAGUUCCGAUGGGACCUCUGAUCAAGGACCUUGGGUGCAGCCUGCAGUGGAAUAGAGGAACGGUCAAGCUGAGACAUCCGACCAAGGGCUUCAUCAAAGUCUACCUCAACAACAACUGUCCCGAAAUCAACUUCAGGGAAGCCCACCGCCUUAUCAAAGAGUUGGAGGCGAAACACUUAGCACAGCUCAGUGCGCAGGUGAAUUCCUUAACAGCAAGACUGGAAGUUCUACGCAAGGAAGAACAUCGGACUUGGGAUGUGUUGAUGAAGGAGUAUGUGAACACUGGAUGCCAGGCAACCCUCCUGAAGGCUCUUCUUUUGUGCCCUGUCACCAAAGACCUUCCGAGCGAUGUGCACGCAAUGAUUGCCGAAGGUUUCAAUCCGGAUGGUGGCGAGAACUACUUGAAGGAGCUUCCGCUGACGAAGAGGAGGAGGAGGGCUCUCAUGAGGUCGAACUCUUGGGUGGUUCAUCUGUACUCAAGAGAAGGUGAUGGUGAGAACGGUCCAUUCAAUGUGCUUCCGAAAGGGGGCAAGAUGAUUGUGGAGGUGGACACAAAGGCCUCCAAGCAGUGGGACAUCCAUCGCAAGGCUUCCUUCUGGUCAACGGAAAUGUGGAAGGCUUUUAAGUCUGUUGGUGGCGUGAAGCGGGUUGACUUCUACAUGGGAGCCUACGGCCACAAGGCAAAGAAGCCUACGACAGCAGCUACGAAUUAUCCAGGUGUGAUUGGGAUGGAUGAGAAUUGGGAUUUUGCUGACAGCUGUGUUCCUCCGUCGUUACUAAAGAAGGGUGAGCUGAACAGUUGGUCAAGGGAGUUCAAGGCGAUUCUUGCGGAGAACAUCCUUGGCUACUACGACAACUCCGCAAUAUCCGAAGAGGAGAUCACCGCCACUGGCUAUCAGCAUAGAAGGAGAAGGCUGCCGGGAAUGUAUACGCUCGCAAUGGACUUGGCAGGUCCUUUCAAGAAGAAAGGAAGAGAUAUGGACUUCGAGGAUUACAAGUACAUCAUGAUUGCUGCUUACAGAUGCCCUCGUCAAUACCUGAGCUCAAUGGCCCUGACCGAACUUGAACGUGAGCUAUAUGUACCUUCUGAUGAUGAAGGACAGCCUCAAGGUGACGAUCCUUUACAGUUGGAUGAUGAAGAAGAAAAAGAAGCUGAGGCUGAAGAGUCAUCAACGGAGGAAGUGGAAAAGGUGGAAAGUGAAGUGGAAGAAUUGACCAAGAAGGUUGAGUACUCCACCAUCUAUGUCACCCGUUGUUUGAGGAGGAGAACGGGACCUGCGGUACUACAAGCUGCGAAAGAAAUCCUUCUACAACUACGGCAAACGGGGCUGCAUGUAGCUACUGUGCACACGGACCGAGCGAGGGAGUUCAAGACCAAGAUGUUCAAAACUUGGGUCAAUGAUGAGAAGCUUCGGCAGACCAGAACAGCUGGAGGAGAUCCAGCCGCCAAUAGCACUGCGGAGCUGGGAGUGAAAUGGGCAAAGGCGCGAGUACGAUCUCUACUUAAAAGUGCAAAGGCUGCUCCAGAAGACUGGCCGAUGGCAAUGGAUCAUGCAACGAGCAGUUUGUGGUCGAAGGCUUUUCCCUCCAGCUCAUGGACAAAUCCUCCAGCAGUUCCCUUUGGCACUGAGGUUUGGUUUCGUUCCAAGGGAUACAAGGGCAAGAAAGAGAAGAAGUAUGACCCGGAUGGUGUUCGAUGGAAAAAGGGUGCUUAUCGUGGUCCUUCAAGAGAGGUCAGCCGUGGACAUGUUAUCCUACGAGAAGAUGGGGGACUUGUCAUUGCAAAGGGCGUAAAGUUCAACAUUGUAGAACCUGAGCGUGAUCUACAGGAACUCCUCCCUCACGCUACUGUCGAAGGUGAUGUUGGGAAGCUACUGGACGAUGAUUUGCCAACCACGAAGAAGCAGCUUCGCGAGGAAGUGGAGUUCAUGUCACGAAAGGCCAUGUCAGAGAACAACUACACCAUCGAGCAGGUUGUGAAGAUCUACGACUUGCUUGAAGAACUAGGUGAUGUGGACUUUCGUGCAGCGAAGAAAACUACAAUGACCUCGUGGUACACAGGUGCUUUCGUUCAUGGAGGAAAAGCGGGCGUUCGUUCAAACUUAAAGGAGUACCCGAUUACUACGAAGUUCCUGGCAACCUUCGCGAAGAAGUACAGUGGAGAGCACCAGUUCAGUGCUUUGGGAAUCGCGCGAAACAGCACCCUGGGGUUGCACCGCGACUCUCAUAACUCGAGAGAGACUGUGAACAUGGUGAUUCCUUUGUCUGAGUUCAGUGGAGGAAACUUGUGGAUCCAGGAUGAUGAUCUUGAUCCAAGUGCGGCUGUGGAAAAGGUCCUUCCCAAUGGGCAAAAGCUUCAAGGGCGUGUUCUGACUUUGGAGAAGAACAAGAUCACCGAGUUUUCACCAAGCAAAUGGCAUGAAGUACAGCCUUGGGAAGGGGAUCGUCUUGUGAUGUUGCUCUACACCCCAAGAACGUCUAAACUCAAUGAUGAGGACUACGAGCGACUUCAAGAAGCCGGAUUUGUGAUCGAGAAGGCCAAGGAUAACGUUGAGGAUUCUGGUGAGGACGAUCUUGAAAGCGAGGCGGUGAUAAAGCGGUUCGAUGUUGUUGAGGUUAAUGAGAUGAUCCAGGCCUUCAUUGAGGUUGAUGAAUUGGACUUCCUUGACUUCAACCUUAGAGACCGUAAUCCUUGCCCCUCGCGUGCAAUGCUCAAGAAAGCCGAAGUUCAAUGCACACCGGACAUUGAGAACAUCCUUCAAGACUUGGAGGCCACGGGCAAGGCUUUGGAAGUGACGCACACCGUGAACUUGGGAGAUGUGAAGAAGAAUAUCUCCAAGUGGUAUGAUUCCGCGGUAAAGGAGUUCACCAACCUCCGGGAUAAGAAGAAGGCGUUCAAGGUCACCAAACGGUGGGAUCUCCCAGAAGGAUGCAAAAUAGUGCCCUGUAAGGGUGUCUUCACAGUCAAACCAGAUGCUCCUCCCAACUACUACAAGAGGAAAACCAGAUUUGUUGCGUGUGGAAAUCACGUUCCUGAAGGUAGCAUGAUGCCGGAAGGAUUUGAUCUGUUCGCUGCUGGCUUAGACUCAACUUCGCUUCGCACGAUGUUCGCAUACACGGCGGGUUCCAAUUGGCUUACUGGAACCACUGACAUCAGACAGGCUUUUGUGCUGGCUCCAUGGUUGGGGGCUUCGGUUGCAUUGCAGCCACCGAGCAUUGCAUUUGAGCUCGGCUUAGCUGAGCCUGGAGACAUGUGGGAAGUCUUAAUGUCAAUCUACGGCCUUAGAGAGGCCCCUGCCCUCUGGUCAGGAUUUCGAGACCAAGAGCUUCGUGCAGCGGUUUGGGAGACGGAACUCAAUGGAGUCACCAAGAAGUUGAGACUUCAGCAGUUGGUUUCCGACAAUCAAGUGUGGAAGGUCGUUGAUGUUGAUGACCCAAGCCAGGCCCUAGGCUAUGUGAUGGUGUACAUUGAUGAUCUGCUGAUUACCGGACCCUCGGAGAUCCUACAUUCUUUCUUUGCAUGGGUUUCAGCCCGUUGGGAAUGCGAUGAACUCAAUGUCUUGAAUGAGAACAACUCCAUACGGUUCCUGGGAUUGGAGAUACAUAAGGUUCCAGGAGGAGUAGAGGUGGCACAGCAUGGCUUCAUCAGUGAGUUGCUCCGGGCAUACAACCACAAGGGUUCAAGGUCCUGGUCUCAAGGUUCCAGAGAGAUGAUGGUCUUUUCACCAGAAGAAGAAGAGGCAUUCUUGAACGCCGAGCCCGUGAACUUGGAGGGUCGUGAAGCAGAGGUCAAACAAGCCCAGAAACGGGUAGGAGAGCUUCUUUGGUUAACUGGAAGGUCACGCCCCGAUCUGCAAUAUAUCACUUCAAUUAUGUCUUCCAGGAUUACGCGAGUACCAGAGUUGGUGAAUGAGUUGGGUGAAAGGUUGCUUGACUACUUGGCAGAGACUCAGUAUUACCGGCUGAAGUUCGUAAAGAGUGACGAUGUUGAACAGCGGUUGGAUAUAUUUACUGACUCCUCGUUUGCAACCUCCUCUGGUCGGUCUCAUGGAUGUGCCGCAGUGUUCUGGGGAACUUCACCUAUCUCCUGGCGUUCGUCGAGGCAACAGCUGAUAACUCUUAGCACCGCUGAGAGCGAGAUGGUUGAGGCUGUGGAUGGCACUACCUUGGGUUUGGCCACAAAGUGUCUGCUACAAGAGCUCCUGGGACGUGAGUUGCCCAUGUACCUCCACAUUGACAACCAGGCUGCUAUCUCACUUAUUGGUGGCAGUUCUGCAAGUUGGAGGACGAGACACCUACGAUUACGAUCAAACUGGGUGAGAGAGCGAAUGAUGAUGCGGGAACUUUACCUGCAACAUGAACCUGGGGAAACUCAGAGAGCUGACCUAGGAACCAAGGCAUUGCCCAAAGAUCGUUUGAAGAAGCUAGUGGAGCUGUGGGGUGUGGUUGACCGAAGGCCUCCUCGUGAUCCAUCAGCGCGGCGAGCCACCACACAAGGAGCCGGGCAUCAAGGUUGGCUUUCGAAGUUGGUAAUGUUCUGUCAAGUUUGUGGAACAGCAGCCUCAGAGCAGAAUACGAUCCAGCCAGAGAUUGCCUGGGACCUUUAUCUAGUAGUCGCGGUUCUUGCUAUAGCUGUUAUUGGCUUGUGGGAAGCGUUUAAGUUCUGCUGGAGAAAGAAGGAGGCUCGUUUGCGGGCAUUGAGGGUUAAAGCCAACAAAGCGACGCAGCAGAAGCUCACCAAGGCAGAGCUGAAAGAGUUGCAAAGGAUCCUCGCCUUGAACCCGGAGGAUUUGACCGUGGACCAAAAGCACCUCGCCAGUCCCAACACUUCCAAGCGAUGUACCAUCUUCGUCUACGGGAAGUGCAUCUUCUUGGUUCCGGAGCCAGACGAGCAGAUGGCAGCAGGAAUUGGCUGGCACGUCCUCAGACGAAUGUCCCAGGCCGGUCCGCUCAGCGAGCUGGAGUUUCUCCAGCACGUCAUGCUGCAGCCACCCCUGCCGAAGAAUAAUGUCGUCCAACCUGGCGAAACGCCUCCGCUGAACCCGAGGAUGAUGAUGUCAGCCUCCUCACCCACACUGCAGAAGCGCACCCGACCGGCUGGUCCUCUGGCACCCUUAGGGCAUCGGCUUCCCUUCCCGUCCGGCGUGGCCUACAGCCGCAAGAGCAUGCUGGCUCUUGGCACGGUUUCCGCCGUGAGCCACGACAUCGAGCUGUGA